Messenger RNA from Chlorella variabilis, 1566 nucleotides. RefSeq lists its product as hypothetical. The record is from RefSeq and is a predicted model, not a curated record. NCBI's taxonomy places the organism in Eukaryota, Viridiplantae, Chlorophyta, Trebouxiophyceae, Chlorellales, Chlorellaceae. Gene Ontology annotation, molecular function: zinc ion binding; ATP binding; ATP-dependent chromatin remodeler activity. The transcript has 11 exons. Bases 1 to 1566 code for a protein of 521 amino acids. Gene Ontology annotation, biological process: replication fork processing; DNA repair.
AUGGAACCUCCCCUGUGCACAUGUGGCAACCCCGGCCUCCUCCGAGAGGUGCGCAAGGCUGGACCCAAUCAGGGCAGGCAUUUCUGGGGCUGCGUGAACUGGCCAGAAGGGUGCCGCCUGUUCAAGUGGGCCUCUGCUGAGGAAGAAGCGGCGGCGGCGGAGGCGGCGGGGAGCCAGCGCCAAUCCAGCCAGGCGGCCCGCAGCCCCGCCUCCCAGCAGCCCUCCUGGCAGUCGCCCCACGCUCAGCCGCCAUCGCAGCCGUGGCAGUCGCCGCCAUCUGCGCCGCGCCGCCAGGCAUACCCGUCCCAGCAGCAGCAGCAGCAGCAGCAGCAGCGGGUGCCGCCGCCGGCUUCGCCGCACCAGCAGCAGCAGCCGCAAGCGCGCGGCCCAGCCCCGCGCAUCGCCAGCCCUGCCAGCCUGGCCGCCAGCGGCAGGCCGUAUGUGCCGAUGUGGGAUCCCGAGGCGGAGGGCCCUCCCGGUGCAGCCUACCCACACGCAUCCCCACAGCAGCAGCAGCAGCGACAGCAGCAGCAGGGGCAGGCUUCCCGGGGCGGCAGCCAGCCAGCCACGCCGCCUGGCAGCAGCCAUGGGUGGGGCGGCCCGCCCUCGCUGGGAGGCAGCCAGCCGCAGCCGUCGCAGCAGCAGCACCCCCUGUACGGCAGGCCCCAGGGCUCCCAGCCGCCGUCGCAGCAGCCCUACUCCCCGCGGCAGGCCCAGGGCGCAUCCCCCGCUGGGCGGGCAGCUGCAGCCGGGCCUUCCCCGCAGGGGGAACGCCUGAAAGUCAGCCUGCAGGUGGUUGACGGCGACACCUUUGGCGCCGCCUUCCGCUACAACGAACCCCUCAAAGAGUUUGUGAAGUCCUUCCCGCGGCCCUACAACGGGCGCUGGGACCCGCAGCGCAAGCUGUGGACCUUCCCCAUGCCUCACUACGAGGACGUGCUGCAGCUGCUGCAGGAGCAAUCGCCCGUGCCGCUUGCCCUCAACCCCAUCCCGCCGGGGGCGCUGUCCAGGCACGCGCCCGCGCCGCCUGGGCAGCACCUGCGCCGGGGGAUGUUUGAGCAGUCCCAGCAGGUGCAGCACUUGAGCGAGGACGAGGUGGACGAUCGCCUCGCCCGCCUGCCCAGCGAGCUGUGGAACAGGCUGUAUGGGUUCCAGCGGGAGGGCGUGGGGCGGGGGGUGGCCCUGGGAGGGCGCGUGCUGCUCGGAGACGAAAUGGGACUCGGGAAGACAGUGCAGGCGCUCUGCAUCGCGGCCUGCUUUGGCCCCGAGGACUGGCCCCUGCUCAUCAUCUGCCCCUCCACCAUGAAGCUGGUGUGGCAGGAUGCGGUGCGCCACUGGCUGCCGCCUGACCUGACCCCCCGCCCCCACAACCUGGCUGUCAUCAAGGACGGGCAGGGCAUCGACCAGCUUUUGGGGCGCAUGGACCAGGAGACGCCUAAUCUGGACACGCAGCGCACCCAGGCGGUGAAGGCGCUGGUGGAGAAGGCGGCGCGCGCCAUCCUGGUCACCGGCACGCCCGCCCUGUCCCGCCCCUGGGAGCUCUACCCGCAGGCAAGCCUGAUAUGA